AUGCGAGCUUCAACUCAAACAUUCAUUUUUUAUGCUUACGCGCACACGUUGCGCACACCGCGAAAGACUCACGGGGAUAUCCACGGUUAUCUAGACUGGGCAUUCGACUGCAACACGGACGUGGCGAACUUUUCGGCGGAGCACCCGGAGUACUCCCACGGCCUGCUCGCCUUCGCCCUGCAGAUCCUGACCUUCAAGUUCACGGCCUGCAACUCGCUCACCCCCCACGACAACGUCUGCGACGUGAGCUACGAGAGGGGGCAGACGGAGCCGUGUGGAUGCACGUGCCUGAUGGAUGCGUCCUCCAUCCCCGAGGAGCAGGUUUGCGGCUACAUGCAGCCGUUCAUGCAAGCGGCCAUGCCCUACUUUAGAGGCUACCUGUACAUCACUCACGACGAGGAAGCGAAGUUCCCCUACGGGUUCAUUCAGGAUGACCACCGCGUGAGCGAUGAACACGCGGUGUUCUUGAUGAGAACACUGGUCAAGAUCGGGUGCGAGCCCGGAGCGGUGGGCAUCAUGUCGACGGCGGCUAGCCCGGUUAACCCGAUGUUUUGGGUCUUGCACCCGCUGUUCGAGAAGGCGAUGCACAUCUUGCUGCUCUCUCCCAAGUACGACGACUACACGAUGGAGUGGGUCGAUGGAGAGUGCAAGGGUAGCGGCUACACGGAAGAGCUCACGAUCACGGGUGAGGCCCACACAGCCGAAGACUCGUACGUUCUUCUUGCCGAACAUAAAGUAGUGCAUGACAGGUCGUCUCAACAUGGCGACGAGAAGCGCAUCCCCAGCCGCCUGAAUUCCCGCCUUCGACGAGUGACACGUGAUGAAGGCCAGCGUUUGCACGCUCGCGAGUUGGCAAUCGGCCUGGGUCCCGGAGAAGACUUCCUCACGAACCAGCAGCUGCUGGAGCUGAUGUACCCCUCGAAUCCCGCUCUGCCACAGAUCUACAACAACCUCCCGAGAUGGGGCGGUACGGACACCGAGCUGGUCUAG
Molecule: messenger RNA, 990 nt
Organism: Ectocarpus sp. CCAP 1310/34
Lineage: Eukaryota; Phaeophyceae; Ectocarpales; Ectocarpaceae
Source: the annotation of a GenBank genome assembly